GGGUCCAAGAAAUACAGUGGCAAUGAAUGGGACAAAAAGGGCGCCGAUUGGGGCAAAGAGGGCCAUAAGAAGUACGAUUCCGGGGAUAAGUGGGGGACUAAUAAGUGGAAUAAAAACGAUAUGAAUCAAUACGGAGACAAAUGGGGAAAGGAUUCGGGGAAAAAAAACGCCGGCGGUUUUGAGGAGUGGGGGAACGACGCCAAGUGGAAGACCGAUAAGGGAAAGGGAUACGAGAAAUCUUAUGAAUACGAUAAGUCUGACGGACAUAAAAACUCAUACGGAAAGAAAGGCAAGAGUGAUACGUCUAAAUACGACAGCGCACACGGAGAAAAGCACGGCUACAACAAAAAGGACAUGGGAGGCAAAGACAACUUCGGCAAAAAAAUGAACAAUGGCAAAUCGGGAUUCCAAGACUGGGGCAAACAAUACAAGAGCGGCGGCAAAGAGAACAAAGGCAUGAAUUUCUACGAGCAUAAGAAGCCGUCCACUUAUAAGGCGUCCAAAUGGGACAAAAAGGAGAUGAAAAAACCCCCUCCGCCUCCGCCCAAGAAGUACUCGGGCGGCGGUGGAGGCGGUGGUGACGGCGGUUAUGGCGGUGAGGCUGAGGGCGGCUACGAAGGCGGCGACUUCGAGAUGGGUCACGACGACGGGGGCGCCGCUCAGUAUGACUUUGGCGCCGGCGGUGAUGGGCUGGCCUACGAUGAUCAGGGUAUGGGCAGUGGACAGUACGUCACGUUCACCGACUUAAAGAACCAAGGUUAUGUCGUCAUCGACGAGACCGCCGGCCAAAAGGCCUGUCACGCAAAACUCUGUAUAUAA
Messenger RNA from Medioppia subpectinata, 819 nucleotides. NCBI's taxonomy places the organism in Eukaryota, Metazoa, Arthropoda, Arachnida, Sarcoptiformes, Oppiidae. The record is from the annotation of a GenBank genome assembly.